GCCGCGGCGGCUUUGUGGAGCUUGGCUGUUCAGAACUCCGACAACCAGGUCGCCAUCGCCAAGGCCGGCGCCGUGGAUCCGCUCGUCGACCUCCUCCGGACCGGCACCGACUUCGCAAAGGAGCGGGCCGCGGGGGCUUUGCGGAACUUGGCUUGGGAGAACGCCGACAACCAGGUCGCCAUCGCCAAGGCCGGCGCUCUGGACCCGCUCGUCGACCUCCUCCGGACCGGCACCGACUUCGCCAAGGAGCAGGCCGCGGCGGCUUUGCGGAACUUGGCUUUUCAGAACUCCGACAACCAGGUCGCCAUCGCCAAGGCCGGCGCCGUGGAUCCGCUCGUCGACCUCCUCCGGACCGGCACCUACGGCGCCAAGAUGCAGGCCGCGAGGGCUUUGAAAAACCUC
This is a messenger RNA of Aureococcus anophagefferens, 402 nucleotides long. RefSeq lists its product as hypothetical. The record is from RefSeq and is a predicted model, not a curated record. Gene Ontology annotation, molecular function: protein binding. NCBI's taxonomy places the organism in Eukaryota, Pelagophyceae, Pelagomonadales, Pelagomonadaceae. The transcript has a single exon. The annotation marks the transcript as partial.